Molecule: messenger RNA, 1458 nt
Organism: Penicillium canescens
Lineage: Eukaryota; Fungi; Ascomycota; Eurotiomycetes; Eurotiales; Aspergillaceae
Exons: 4
Coding region: 1-1458 (485 amino acids)
Biological process (GO): carbohydrate metabolic process
Molecular function (GO): beta-glucosidase activity
Source: RefSeq, a predicted model, not a curated record
AUGGCGACUACUUUUCCGGCCACCUCAUUGCCUAGCGACUUCGAAUGGGGCUUUGCGACAGCCGCCUAUCAAAUUGAAGGAGCUGUCAAUGAAGAUGGUCGUGGAAAGUCAAUCUGGGAUACCUUCUGUCACCUGGAGCCAACAAGAACAAAGGGUGCCAGCGGCGAUAUCGCAUGCGACCACUACCAUCGGUUUGAGGAUGACUUUGAUCUUCUGUCCAAAUAUGGUGCGAAAGCCUACCGAUUCUCUCUCUCGUGGUCGCGAAUCGUUCCUAUGGGUGGAAGGGGCGAUUCCAUAAAUGAACAGGGCAUUGCAUUCUACAACGGACUAAUUGACGCCCUGCUUGCAAGAGGGAUCACACCUUGGGUGACAUUGUACCACUGGGACCUGCCGCAAGCCCUCCAUGACAGAUAUGGAGGUUGGCUCAAUUUGAAGGAGUCUCAGCUCGAUUUCGAGCGGUUCGCAAAAGUCUGCUAUGAGCGAUUUGGAGACCGAGUCAAAAACUGGAUUACGCUGAAUGAGCCGUGGAUUGUUUCCAUUUUUGGCUAUUCUACCGGUGGAAAUGCUCCUGGAAGGGGCAGCAUCAAUCCCCAGUCUACUGAGGGUAAUUCUGCGACGGAGCCUUGGACCGUCGGUAAGGCUCUGAUCAUGAGCCACGCCCGUGCGGUUGCCCUUUAUAACAAACACUUCCGAGCCUCUCAAAAUGGAAGGAUUGGAAUUUCCUUGAAUGGAGACUUCUAUGAGCCCUGGGAUAAGGAUGAUGAGCGCGAUCACCAGGCUGCCCAGCGACGUAUGGAGUUCCAUAUUGGCUGGUUUGCCAAUCCUGUCUGCCUUGCACAAGACUACCCCGAUUGUAUGAGAGAGCAACUGGGUGACCGUCUACCUGAGUUUACAGAAGCUGAGUUUGCCCUGCUUCGCGAAGCAGAGAUGGACUUUUACGGAAUGAAUUACUACACUUCCCAGUUUGCCCGCCACCGUGACGAGCCAGCUCCCGAAACUGACUGUCUAGGGAAUGUUGAAGAGUUUCAAGAAAACAAAGACGGGUUGUCAGUUGGGGAGCCAUCUGGCGUUCAUUGGCUGCGUUCGACUCCUGGCCUGUUCCGAAAACAUUUGACCCGAGUUUACCGCAAAUACGGAAAGCCCAUCUAUGUCACUGAAAACGGAUGUCCUUGCCCUGGGGAAGAAAACAUGACGGUCAAAGAGGCAGUGAAUGAUACGUAUCGGAUUCAAUACUUCCAAGACCACAUUGAUGCUGUUUCUCUCGCGCGCAACGGGGACGGCUCUGAUAUCCGGGGAUAUUUUGCCUGGUCCUUGAUGGACAAUCUAGAGUGGUCUGAUGGUUACGGGGUUCGCUUUGGCGUCACUUUCACUGAUUACAACACCCUAGAAAGAACCCCGAAACAUUCUGCAUUGAUAUUGAAAGGGAUGUUUGAGAAACAGAUGACUGCUAGGACCUAG